Molecule: messenger RNA, 1875 nt
Organism: Podarcis muralis (Common wall lizard)
Lineage: Eukaryota; Metazoa; Chordata; Lepidosauria; Squamata; Lacertidae
Product: ly6/PLAUR domain-containing protein 2-like
Cellular component (GO): plasma membrane
Source: RefSeq, a predicted model, not a curated record
UGGGGCAGAAUAAACCAGGCAGGUGUGUUUGCUUUUGGUUUCAGGUAGCUUAAUCCUCUCUAGACUGAAAGGGAACUUGUUUUUUUCGGCACAAUAUUGUUUCAGAGAGGAGGGACAUGAUAGGUUGGGAGAAAAACAUCAACAACAACCCACCAUUGCCGUGAGAGUAAAAGGCAGAGAAUCAAAAUUCUGCCUUUGUCCGGGCUGUCGACCGGCAAAACUGGAAUGCUGAGAUGGUGAGGCAUUGCUCAAGAAGAAGGAUGAAGGUGUUUCUGACUGCAUUGCUGGCUACUCUUUGGUGUGCUGAGUUUGCCCAGGCUUUGCGGUGUUAUUCUUGCCCGGAGCCGAUAACGGCUGUAAAAUGCAUGAAGGUGGACAACUGCUUGCAGAAUGAGACCAUGUGCAAGACUACCAUGUACUCGCGUGAAGAAGUGUACCCAUUCCAGGGCGAUUCCACCGUCACGCGGUCUUGUUCUUCGAGGUGCAUUCCGUCCGACGUGGAUGGGAUUGGCUUGACUCGCCCGGUGACCUGCUGCAACACGGAUCUCUGCAACCACGAUGGAGCAGCCAGCGUGCAGAUCAGCUACAUCACGGUGGGGACCUCAGCUGCUUCCUUCUUCAUCCUCCUCCGGCCUGGACUGUGAUUCAGAAGGCAAAGGCAGAAGAUCUUGGGGGUGUGUGUGUGUGUGUGUGUGUGCAAACGACAACAACUCCUUGAUCAAGCCCCAGCUUGGCUUCACUAUCUCAGUCUCUCUCUCCUCCUGCAAUUGCAGACUCCUCUUCUCAUCAGGCGAAGAAAACGGGGGGCGAAAAUGCUUUGCGCUGUGAAAAAUGCUGGCCAGCCUGCUCCUCCUGGCUGAAAAGAGAAUCAGAGACCUGGUGCUUAAGUAUUUUGGGGAUGCCAGUCAGCCCUUUGCUCAGCUCAUCGUCUCUGACUCUGCCUUUCGUGGCUCACCCCAUGUUUAGAAAACACAGUUCCAAGCAGUUUCCCUCUUGUCCCACUCCUUUCCCAGGGAAAACCUGCUCUUUAGCUCUAAAUCAGAACAAACAGCAAUUCACGGAAAACCCAAAUGGCUGUUGUCUCUGAUUGAGGACUAAAGAGCAGUUUUCCCGAGGAAAGGCAGCGAGACUUUCACAUGACUUGUAUUUUUAUCAUAUUGUUUUCAAGUUAAUUACCCCCGGAUCUGAGAGUUUUUCUCAUUGUUCCAUGACUGUGCCUUGUGAAAACCCUAUCUUGCCCACUGCACUGAAGCUCCUUUAGCAGCAAAACCUUUCUUUGGAUUUCCUGUGCAUCCGAUAAGAUUAAGGUCAGAGUUUCGCAAAGCCCAGCUGCGGAGCAUCGAGAAAAUCUCCCGGACCUGGGGAAAUGAAUUGCUACAGAAUGCAAUAAAAAUGCAGGUCAAACGGAAAUGUGGCCGAACACUUAGUCUUAAAGAUGUGCCCUUAUGCACACCUGAUCACGGCUCCCAAUAGCCAGGCAGGAUUCUGAGAGCAGUCACCAGAACUCAUCUUAAAAUCCCCUUAAAAUCUUCCUUCUCAAUGUGAGGCUGUCCGAAAUGGAUCUGUUGCAUGUAGAUACAUUGGGGACGGGCUUUGCAUGAUUCUCUUUUUAUGCAUGAAGUACCCUUCCAGAAACCCUCUCCUCUUUAUCAAUCAUUUAUCCUAACUUGUUGCACGACGCUUAUGCUGAAAUUACACGAUGCCCCCGUUUUUGUCGAACGCCUACCGCAAUCUGUUUGCAGGCAGUUUAUACAACAAUGAGCAAUCCAUCCUGAUUUACUUGUGUGGAUAGAUUAUAUGUCUCCUUCGGGAGCUAGGGCAGGAUGUAAACCGAAUAAAUAAUAAAAAAUUCCCAUUGAUCAGGAAAUUACCCCA